Messenger RNA from Brenthis ino (lesser marbled fritillary), 519 nucleotides. The record is from the annotation of a GenBank genome assembly. Lineage: Eukaryota; Metazoa; Arthropoda; Insecta; Lepidoptera; Nymphalidae.
AUGAUGUCGUCAAGAACCAGCCAUACGCAGUAUGCAGAAGAUACCGUGGAAGCGUUAGAAAUAGUGUCCUAUGAUGAACCCAGGGAGCCUGUUACUAUAACACCGACACCUAUUGUUGAUGACGAAGACCGGAACACUUCUGGGUGCACCAAGGAUGCAGUACCUCCUAUCCUAAGAUCCUUUAAAACAUCUAGGUCUUCUACACCCACCACACCUCCAAAAUCGUCCACUCCACCAAUAUCUCCUACAGUCCCCCACAAGCAAACCACCCCACAACCUCCAUCUCGCAAGAGGAAAAGUAGCAGAACGAUAGAAGAAUAUUUUGUUAUGUGUGAGGCGAAUGCAAGAGAGGAUAAUAGGGAGAGGGAAAGGUUGUUUGUAGAAUUAGAAAGAGAGAGGAUUCGACAGAGAGACAUUGAGCUUCGUCAACGAGAUACUGAGCUACAAUUGCAAGCUCAGUGGCUAGAAUUUAUGAAAGGAGCAUUGAAUGUUUUAAAGAAAUAUUUUAGUGAUAAUCAA